This is a messenger RNA of Lates calcarifer (barramundi perch), 5689 nucleotides long. RefSeq names its product sprouty related EVH1 domain containing 2a (gene spred2a). The transcript is spliced from 6 exons. The record is from RefSeq and is a predicted model, not a curated record. Gene Ontology annotation, molecular function: protein kinase binding. Gene Ontology annotation, biological process: multicellular organism development; negative regulation of MAPK cascade. Gene Ontology annotation, cellular component: membrane. Lineage: Eukaryota; Metazoa; Chordata; Actinopteri; Centropomidae. Bases 454 to 1737 code for a protein of 427 amino acids.
GCUCAGAGAAUCCAACAUGGAGCGAGGAGGAGAUGAGGCUCGUCCGGGGCCAUCCUCACCGACACCAGCGCACCAUUUUCGGUCACCGCAUUCCAGCCCGAUCCGGCGGGGGAGGAGGUAGAGGAGGCGGAAGAAGAGGAGGAAGGAGAGGCGUAGGAGGAGGAGGAGGAGGAGGAGGGGAUCGGAUGCGCCUCUUCGGAUGCGCUCCAGUAACUGAGGAGUGAGAGAAGGAGGAGGAGGAGGAGGAGGAGGAGGAGAGACGGUUAUCCGAGAACACAGAACACACACCGGGAUUAAAGAACCGAGCGGAGAGCGGGAGAGAACCGGAGCUGCCGCCGCGUCUGCCGCUGCCGCUUCUGCCGCUUCAGCCGCAGAAGGGCGAGGAAACAUGAAGACACCGCACUGUGCAGCCGCGGCGGGAGUUUAUUAUUACCGGAGGUGAAACGGAAAAAAAUGAGCGAGGACACGCGCCCAGACGAUGACAGCUACAUUGUGCGCGUCAAAGCGGUGGUGAUGACCAGAGACGAUUCGAGCGGCGGCUGGUUGGCUCAGGACGGCUGCCUGAGCAGAGUGGGCGUGUGCAGGCUGCUGCCGACCGAACUGCUGGGACGCAACACUUUCCUCAUCCACGGAGAACGACUCAAAGACAAACAGGUGAUUCUGGAGUGUUUUCUAAAGAAGGAUCUGGUCUACACGAAGGCCACUCCAACCUUCCACCACUGGAAGGUGGACAACAAAAAGUGCGGUCUGACCUUCCAGAGCCCGGCUGACGCCCGAGCUUUCGACCGUGGGGUGAGGAAGGCCCUGGAGGACCUGACAGAAGGUUCGACCACGUCUUCGUCAACGCUGCAGAACGAAGCAGAGCUCGGAGAUGAUGACGUUUUCACAACCGCCACCGACAGCUCGUCCAACUCGUCUCAGAAGAGAGAGCCGGCGAUGCACGCCCUGGCCCCGCCCAACUUCUGCGAGCCCCGCCGGCACCACUGCAUCCUGGGACAUUUCUAUGAGCAGCACCGGCCCUCCGACCACUACUUCCUGGACCAGGCGGUGCACAUGUUUCCUCGUCACGUCAGCUUCCAGGUGGAGGAGGAAGAGAUCGUACGCAUCAACCCUCGCGAGCGCACCUGGCUCACCGGCUACGAGGAUUACCGCCACGCCAACUCCACGCGAGACAAACUCACACAGCCCGACAACCCCGACGCCUAUGUUCACUUCACCAAGAGCGAGCUGCCCAAACACGACUACUCCUACCCGUACCCGCUGAGCUGCGACGUGCAGCAGGUCUGCGACGGUAAAUCAGGCUGCAUGGAGCUGGGUGGAGGCCACAGAGCGGUGGUGACGGUGCAACCGCAGGCUCUGCAGCCCAAAGGCAAACGGAAGAAGGAGGACGGCGAGCGCUCGCGCUGCGUUUACUGUCAGGAUAUGUUCAACCACGAGGACAAUGGGCGGGGCCGGUGUCAGGAGGCGCCCGACCCCAUCCAGACCUGCAUCCGGCGGGUCAGCUUCAUGUGGUGCGCAGACAGCCUGUUGUACCACUGCAUGUCAGACCCGGAGGGGGACUACUCGGACCCGUGCUCCUGCGACACCAGCGACGAGCGCUUCUGCCUGCGCUGGGCAGCGCUAGUGGGGCUGUCGCUGCUGGCGCCGUGCAUGUGCUGCUACGCCCCCCUCAGGGCGUGUUACCGCUGCGGCGUGGCCUGCCGCUGCUGCGGUGGGAAACACAAAGCUGUGGGCUGAGGUGUCCCAGGCCACGUCCCCCUCACACGGACUGCAAAGACUCAUGGGAGGAGGUCACGUUUUACGUUGUUUUUUGUUUUUUUGUCGUCGUCGUUUGUCUCGUCUCCGAUUUCCAGACGGAGGAACUGGAACUCGUUUUGUUUUUUUGUGAUGUUGGGGAUUAAACAGCCUCCAACUCCCACAAAGACUUAACAAAGAAUAUUCAUUUAUAUAUAAGAUUAUAUAUAUAUAUAUAUAUAUAUAAAUAUAUAUAUAAAAACAGGUACUUUAUAUUUUUACACUCGUGUUUUAAAGGCUUGAACGUGUCAUUUCUCAGCGUUGUGUGAGGUCAGUGUGAAUGUUGUCGUGUUUGCAGAGAGAACGACACGUUACAAAACAUUUCAGACCGAACACGUUUCAGGACGACGUCAUUUCAGAAAGAAAAAAAUCUAAUGUGGAGGAUUCAUGUCAGUUGUUAAGAAAUUAAUCUUCCUGAGUGUUGAUCAGUCUCAGUCUGUGGAUGUUUUGCAUCGUGUCGGCUGCUCUGCUUCGCCCCCCCCCCCAACAGAUAAACCAGUUAAAUGGCAGAACCCAGUCCUGAAUUUUCCAGAGAGGAAAACAAAAGUCCAACAGCACUGUAUCUGUACCUGUACCUCAUCCUCCUGCUGUCUGUUACUGCUCCAUCUUCACUGGUUUGUGGUUUGGACAUUUGUCUGACGAGAAGAACAAAACCUGUAGAUACUGAAGCUGUGUGUGUGUGUGUGUGUGUGUGUGUGUGUGUGUGUGUGUGUGUGUGUGUGUUGAUAAGACAGGUUGAGGCUGUCAAAGGGCUGGACAACAGGAACAGAGGAAACUUCAGAAAUAGAUAUGUGAACAGUUAAAAGUGAUUCUCACUGUCCUCAGAUACUAACUCGUAGUUUUAGGUCAUUAAAGUGAUGAAUUUAAAGAAAAUGUAGUGACGUCUCUCUGAGGCCCAGUCUGUGUCUGCAGGGAACAUAUGUUUAUGAAAUGUGCACAAAGUCUUAAAAUGCAGAUAAAGUUUGUUGAGAAAACCUUUUGAAGCAGGUGGAGGAGCUGCAGCCGUGGAGUUCAUCACGAUGAAAACCUGCAAGUUAACAGAGAGGAUCAUGGGUAACAUACAUGACUGGGCUGUGUUUGAGUUCAACAAACAUGCAUGUUAACACUUUGUGCUCAUGAGAUCCUCCCACAGCUCAAACUGGUGAAUAAUCUGCAGCAGGUCUGAGAAACCUCGGUGAAGCUGAAGGUUUUAGAAAGUCCUGGUCCUGAGGUCAGGUGUUGGACUUUAUCACAGCUCUGAGAUCAGGGUGUCUCAACGUGGACAGCGGUCAGGCAGCCAUGUUGCUAAUGCUAAUGUUAACAGCCAGAAACAGAGGUCUGAGGAGACAUGAGGUCCAGGUCUGCUGCAGGUCUCAGCCUCGGGUCUUAGAUCAACAAGAAACACUGACGGAGGAAGAGACGGGAAACUCUCUCUCUCUCUCUCUCUCUCCCCAUGAUCUCUUGUCGUUCAUAGAUUCUCUCCUUUAUUUUUCUCAGUGGUGAAGGAAGUGGCAGCGUCACCUCAGCUGUUAAAGGAAAGUGCCUGAAGUCUCCUCUUCACCAUCAGUCCUCCUCUUCAUCAUGAAUCCUCCUCUUCAUCACAUCCUGACAUCCAUUUCAGAAAAAUAACUGUGUAAACAAAAAAAAAAACUCAAGGGUUGAAAUCAUCAGUUUGUCUUUUUAUAUAUAUUUCACAUUUUUACUGAUGUAAAAAUCUCCAUAUAUAUAUAUAGUCUAUAUGUGUGUGUGUAUAGACUAUAUAUACACAGACGUACAUGUAUCAGGUGAUGUACAUUUUCAGUUCUAUUUUUUUAUUGUUUCUAAUAUGAUGGACAUAAAAAAGAGACAAUGAGACGUGUAGAAAUACAAAUACAUCAUCUGGAAACUACAGAGACAACUACACUCUGUGUGUGUGUGUGUGUGUGUGUGUGUGUGUGUGUGUGUGUGUGUGUGUGUGUGUGUGUCAUUAAUUAAACACAUUAACACUUUUUCAGAUUAACUGACACCAGAUUCUGGUUUUAACAUCCGGUGAUGUUUGACAGAGUUUCAGGUCACUGAGACUCGUCUGAUUUUACCUCCUGGUCUCAGCUCGUCUCUGAGUCACAGACUUUGCUCAAACGUUCAUUUGGACUUGAGGGUGAAGUCAUUAGAUGUUGGUGGUCAGAGGUCAAAGGUCAGACAGAACAUGUCUUUAUAAGAAUUAACUGGACUGAUACACCCAUGACUCUAAUCUGGAGACCAUUUUGUGGGUUUUCAGACAUUUUAACUAAACAAACAUUUAGAUCUUCAGAUCAAGAAGUUCUGAGGUUUUAAGACAUUUGGAGGAUUUUGGGAAACAAAUCCCAGAAUCAACUGAAGUUUUAACCUUUGGAUCAUCAGUUAGAAUUACACUGAGACUUGUGUUAUGACGACAACAACAUAUUAACACUGAUACACCUCUUUACAGGACUCGAACUCCAUGAACAUGUGAAGUUAGACAGUCUGACCUGAUGCUUUAACAUCAACUUAAAUUUGAAUUCUGAACAAACACAAACUUCAUAAACAGCUCAGUUACAGGGUUUUACCUCCUGGGUGUAUCUGGUUCCUGACUGCAGGUCUGGAGCCUGCAGGUCUGGAGUCUGCAGGCCCACCUCACUGAGUCUGAACAAUUGACAAGAAUGAAGAGAUGACGUUGAAGAAAAGGAACAAAUGUUGCUUUGACAAUAAUUUCUAAAUCCACGAUGUCCAGUGAGAUUCAGAGUUGUGUGUUUGACCUGCAGUCAGGUUUACACCUGAAUCAUCAGAUAACACCUGAGUGAAGUCCAGUUUCCCUCCAUGAAAAACAGGGGGAGCUGAUGCUCCGAGGACGAAGAAGAGAAUCAAACGUUUGUGUUUGAUUCCUGUGUUAAUGUGAAGAAAGCUCAGGUCUGAUGUUUCCUCUCUUCAUGGACGUCGGUGUUUUUUUAUGCACAAACUGAAAAUGUAAAUUUAAACAGGUGAAUCCAAGAGGACAACGUCUACACUGUCCUGAGGGUGGUGCUAGAGGAAAGGUCGUCAGGUUAAAAGAGAUCUGGGCGUAAAGCUGAAAUCUGAUGUUGUCUGUUGUCAUGUGUGUGCUCUCAGAGAAACUAAUUCAGCAGAAAGACAGCAGCUGAACUGCAACAGGACUGUUCAUAGGUCCAGUGUCCAGACUAAACCACGUCACCAAGAACAACGACUCAGAGACCUGGUUUUCUGUGUGUGUUUGUGAGGACUCUGUCGGGCGGGGACUCUGGUCUGGGUCUGAUUUACCGAGGCCCCAGUGAGUCUGCCUGACUGGCUUUGUUUACUGUGAUGAAAUCUGGAACAAAUGUGACUCUGAUAGACCACCAGACCCUCCACCCCUCCCAUCCUGCUGUGUGUGUGGUGUUUCCUGGUCUGACGUGUCCUCACCAGCCAUCAGCAGCUUCUGGACUGACUGAGAUUAACAUUAUUUUUUGGUUUGUUUGUUCUUGUUUAUUAAUCCUGAGGGAAAUCUCUGUGUUCACCAGCUGCUCUCUGACUGUCUGUAGUGAACAGCGGCUUUUCAAAGCUGUCGGAUCUCUAGCUGGUGGUUUCUUUUUUGGUCAGAAUGAAGUUUUGUAGAAAGUAGUUUUAAACUCCAUGUUUUGGCGAGGACGAGAACAGAUACGGAGCCUGGAUUUUACAUUUUAGUAUUGAAAAUAAAAACCUGAACAAAACUAGAAUCAUCUCCUCAUGGUCAAACGUCUCCACCAACCAGUCCAGUUACUGUUAAUUAGCCUGUUCUGACCUCAGUUCACCUCUGAGUCUAGGUUCCCUCAAGGAGUUAAUAAGAUGCUGCAUUUGCAAAGCUACAAAUGUGUUUUGAAGUAACAGUGACUUUGACCUUUGACCACCAAAUUCUACUCAGUUCAUCCUUGAGUCCAGGUGAAUGUUU